This is a messenger RNA of Acanthamoeba castellanii str. Neff, 312 nucleotides long. RefSeq lists its product as uncharacterized. Lineage: Eukaryota; Discosea; Longamoebia; Acanthamoebidae. The record is from RefSeq and is a predicted model, not a curated record. The annotation marks the transcript as partial. The transcript is spliced from 2 exons.
AUGAAGAAGACGCCGGCGUCGCUCGCUCUGUUGUGUGUAGUCCUGGCUCUCGCCUUGGCCGCCACCACCGUCUCGGCCCAGUACGGCAGCGGCUUCGCCGUGGUGUCCGGCAAGUCUCUCUGGGUCUACGGCGACCCGUCGUCGCUGGACAUGUGGCUGGCCAACAAGGUCCCGCUCUCGCUCACGGCCAACCCCGUCUCCGCGGCCGCCGGCUCCCCCCAGCUGCUGUCCUACAACGUGACCCAGUGGGUAGGCGACGAGCUCACGGGCCAACUCAUCUCCGACCUCGCCUUCGUCCCCCUCGCCAACAAC